AUGGCAGUUCUAACAUUUGCAGCACCGCAGUUUCUGAUUGGCCUCUCUCUGAACAUGUGCAUUUUGGUUGUCAAUUUUAAGGAGUGGAAAAAGGGCGCACGUUUGCAACAAUACAAUCAACUCCACAUUACCAUGGCAACGGUCAAUAUUCUAUUGCAGUGCGUUCUGACUCUCUCUCUAUAUAUUGUAUGGUCUCCUGUGCUGUAUGACCAGGGCUGGGUCGCACUGUUUUCCACUCUUCCACUGUCCCUGAUCUACUUCAGUGUGUGGCUUAACACCUGGCUCUGUGUGCAUUACAGCACCAGCAUUGCCACGUUUAGUCACUGUGCUAUUACUUGGAUGAAAAGCCAUUUUUCAACAUUGUUACCAAAACUCAUUUUGGCGUCAGCGGUGGGAUCAUUUGUCAUAAGUCUCCCCGCCAUAUGGAACGUCUAUUCAGAAACCCAAGAAGCAAACAGGAACUUUUCAAUAAACUCCACUGUUACCGGUGAAAUAUUUGUUAAUCCUUCAUAUCGGCUGGCAGGCACCUCUCUGGGAUGCUUCCUGCCCGUCACUCUAUGCAGUCUCUGUAUUGCACACACGCUGACCUCUCUACUGAGACACGUCUGGAGAGUAAAACACAAUGACUCGGGUUUCUCUCGCCCCAGUCUCCGGGCUCACGUCCGGGCUGUAAGGACGAUGGUCCUGCUACUAAUGCUGUAUAUGAGUUUUUUUGUAGCCCAGGCUCUCAGCUUUGUGACAAAUCACACCACUGAAGACCCGCUCGCUUUCUUAAACUGGUUUUUACUUCUUUCUUUCCCAGCAGCCGGGUCCCUCGUUAUAAUACAGGCAAACUCUAAGUUAAGGAAAGUGUUUCAGAGCAAGUGCUGGAAAGGCUUGGAUUUGGCUAAAGGUUGUUUUAGGCUAAAUACGUAA
This is a messenger RNA of Spea bombifrons (plains spadefoot toad), 915 nucleotides long. RefSeq names its product taste receptor type 2 member 40-like. The transcript has a single exon. Gene Ontology annotation, molecular function: bitter taste receptor activity; G protein-coupled receptor activity. The record is from RefSeq and is a predicted model, not a curated record. Bases 1 to 915 code for a protein of 304 amino acids. NCBI's taxonomy places the organism in Eukaryota, Metazoa, Chordata, Amphibia, Anura, Pelobatidae. Gene Ontology annotation, biological process: detection of chemical stimulus involved in sensory perception of bitter taste; G protein-coupled receptor signaling pathway; sensory perception of taste. Gene Ontology annotation, cellular component: membrane.